AUGGAUUCUCAACAGCGUGGUAUUUCUCCUUGUACGGCGAUUGACAUAUAUACAGCGCAGUGGACACAGACCUUGACUGGGAUAAAGUCGCAAUAUACCGAGACAGAGCAAUCCGAAGCGGUUUGUUUUAAGGAAGAGCGGGAGUUACUUCUCGAGAAAUUACAACUAUUACAAAGCAACUAUAAUACCGCCGUUAAAGAUCGCAAGCAGGAUUAUACUACAAAACUCGAAGCCCAUAUCAAAACACUUGCCGAAUAUCAUUUUUCUACUACUCGGAUGGAGCAGCAGGUCUCGGAGGCAGGAAGAAGCUCCGACUUACCCGAGAGGCCAUGUCUGCGCCGUCGGCGGAAUUCGAGGUCUACUGGCUCGUAUACCCGAAGUAGCCCAUGUGCCGCAAGGCCGCGGCGAGGGCUUCGGCGCCACAGACAGACAGAUCGCAUCAUAGUGACCAACGCUAGCAGCAACUUCGACGGCGAUAUAGCAGGGUGUGAUAAUGCUGAUAACCGAGAGGCCGGGUACGUUGCUACCCCAAUCGCAGGGACGGUGUGCUGCGGCAUACUGGGAGUUCUCGAAGUUCUAAAAGUUCUAUACAUCCCGGUCUGUUACUGUUAUGACAAACGAGAACGAAGCAUAUUUGGGUGGGAGAGUGGAUACGAGGACGGUGGUCCAAAGGCAAAUAGCCGGAAGUUCCCAGUGUGGUAUCUCGACGAGGACCUAGACAUAACACCCGAGGGGCAUUUCUCGAUACCUAGCGAGUCCCUACUUUGUUGGGAAUCUGUUAAGCGGCUUAGACCAUUAGACCUUUGCGAUGCAGCUUCUCGCUUAGUAACGGGUUUUGAAACCGCGGUCAAGUUUAGUGCCAGGCUGAAAACAAUUCAAAAGCAGGCGUUGAUACAGAAAGGCCGACUACUUCAGCAGAAGAGACAUGCCACGUACGGUCUGCUCCGAGUGUUGCUAUCAGAUGCGAGAGUCCGCCAGACCUGGCAUCCCCGGACGCGACGGAUUGUCGCUUAA
Xylaria bambusicola is the source of this 1014-nucleotide messenger RNA. RefSeq lists its product as uncharacterized. The transcript has 5 exons. The record is from RefSeq and is a predicted model, not a curated record. The coding region runs from base 1 to 1014 and encodes 337 amino acids. NCBI's taxonomy places the organism in Eukaryota, Fungi, Ascomycota, Sordariomycetes, Xylariales, Xylariaceae.